This is a messenger RNA of Polistes dominula (European paper wasp), 783 nucleotides long. RefSeq lists its product as uncharacterized. The record is from RefSeq and is a predicted model, not a curated record. Lineage: Eukaryota; Metazoa; Arthropoda; Insecta; Hymenoptera; Vespidae.
AUCCUAUAAAAGCGUGAUCGAUUGAACGCCUUGGCGCACUCCCUUCUAAGACGUCCGUUUUGUUACCGGUGGUGUCUCAGCAUCACAACGAUGACAUUACUUAUAGUACUAACCGUGUUGCUCGUAAUGGCGAGUACCGAAGCUAAGUACAUGUGGGCACCCUUGUACGAAUAUCGUGGACCACCAGCACCCCUAUCGAAAGAUGGCAGGGUAUUAGAAACCGCGGAAGUUGUACGUGCACGUAAUGCACAUAUGGCGGCACAUGCUGAAGCAUUGUCAAGGAUUAGAGAAAUCAAACGUAACGAUUAUACUGACAGGAUGAUGAUGAUGAGACCAACUAUGGUACCACCAAUUAUUGCACCAUUAACCAUCAAAACAAGAACUCGAACGAUUGCUGCUGCACCACUUUCACCAGAUGGUCGUGUUGUUGACACCCCUGAGGUAGCUCAAGCAAAAGCUGCACAUUUAGCGGCACAUGCACGAACAACCUCAAAAUUGGCCGCAGCUGCGGCUUCCGCAGUAACAGCGGCCCAAUACCAAUUGACCGAUUACGAUGACCAUAGAAAUCUAAUUUACCUGUCACCUGUUCGUGUUAAUUAUGCAGCGAUAUCACCAAUAGGAUAUCGAGGACCACUUGCACCUAUUGGACCCGAUGGACGUGUCAUGGAUACACCGGAAGUUGCUAGAGCUCGUGCUGCUCACAUGAAAGCACGUGCGCGUGCAAUUGCUAUGGUCUCUCAUCGUGAGGACAGUAAUUAUUAUUAAAAAAAAAAAAAAAAAAAA